AUGAGCGAGGAUGAAGAGGAAGGAAAAAAUGACUGUAUUCCGAGCUGCUGCAGUAGGAAUGGAGAAUGUUCUAGUUCCAGAUUGGCUCUGAUAAAGUCUCCAGACUCAAUUUUGGGAACUUGGACGAAAAACUCGACUUUGAAUUUGCUCUGCAAAAAUGCUACGGAAUGCGAAGCUGACUUUAUAACUGAAAUUUCGACUUCUUCAAUCGUAUUGUUUUCGAAAAUUACUGAAGAAUUUACAGUUUUAGUCAUUUACAACGAAUCAACGUCCCUUCUAUCAAAAAUUCUAGUUUCAAAAGAAGGUCGCCAAAAAACCGUGGCCGAGCAGGAAAUAUCGCUUCCGUCAGAGCAGAGUUUGUUUCUAGACUCGGACGAACAAUGGCAAUACGAGCACGGCGUCCUUUUCAAAGAAGCCAAUUCGAACAAAUUUGCACUUUCCAGUUGCGAAAAAGCCGGCAGCGAUUGUGCGGCGUGCCAAGCUCUUGAAGACCCGGAAUGUCGAUUCAAAGAUGGAACUUGCUCGCCUGUUGACUUUGCCAAUUCUCUCUGGGGAUGCCCGCUCGAGCCGAUCAUCCCUCGCAGUUUUUAUUUGAUGAAAGUGCAAAUUUCAAACUUGACGGGACGAGUCACGUGGCUGCGCGAAAACGGCCAAGAAAUCGAAACAAGCUUCGGAAGUGACGAAAAUUACGGCCUUUACAUCGACGAAGAGCAUUUUGAAGACAACAAGGUGAUUUUGAAGACGCAAAAAAUGAACUACGAAGUCGAUGUUACGGAAAAGGCGUUUUUCAUGCAGAGCCCGACGCAGCUGCAGAUUUUUGAUUCAAAAGACAAAAAUAUGGGCUGCGAAGAGCGCUUAUCCUCAGCCUUCAUGGAAAAAACAAAGGUAGAAAUGGCUCUCCACCGAAAUCUCAAAACUCAAAAAGAAACCGAAACAGCGCUCAGUGAAAAGAUUCAAGAAUCGCAAAAUCUAUUCGACGAAAAUUCGCAGUUGAAAAUUGCGAUUGAAAAUAACGCGAGGAAAUUUGAAGCGGAAAAGAAAGAAUUGGAAGGAGAAAUUGAAAAAUUUGAGAAGGAACUGGAAGAACUGAGGCAUGAGCUGAAAAUUCACAACGAAAAAAUGGCGCUGAAAACUGCAGAGUACAAAAGCUACGAAACUCAUCAAAAGUCGCUCUACUGCGGAAACGCGCUAGAAUUCUUCUCUGGUUUUAUCGCCCUCACUCUUGCGGUCUUUCUCUUCACGCUUUGGAAGUUCAUCAGCUUCAGAAGAAAGAAACAGAAGGAAGAAAAGCUGGAAAACGGAGCAAUCAUCACUUCCGGAAACUCGACGAAUUCGAAAAAGACGAAAAAUAAUUCAAAUUCCAACAUGGAGAAAAUUGAGAUCAGAGCUGACGAAGAUCCACUCAUUCAAAGAUCCAUGAGUCCACAUUCCCCGACAGGCUUUACCGGUGGCUACGCUUCACUUUCGCCAAUUCCAUCUAAAAUCGCAUCCGCUCGAUCAUUGGCUCGCUCGAAAACAGCGACACCUACUGCAUUCGAACCAGCGGUUCGAAUAACGAGUCUGAGUCAACCGAGCAUGAGCCGAAUUUCUUCCUCCGGAGUGCCGGCGAGCCCGGACGAGGAAACUGCCCUACUUACCAAUUCCAUGCGCAGAAAAGUUCUUCUCUGA
Messenger RNA from Oikopleura dioica, 1668 nucleotides. The record is from the annotation of a GenBank genome assembly. Lineage: Eukaryota; Metazoa; Chordata; Appendicularia; Copelata; Oikopleuridae.